Molecule: messenger RNA, 506 nt
Organism: Dromaius novaehollandiae (emu)
Lineage: Eukaryota; Metazoa; Chordata; Aves; Casuariiformes; Dromaiidae
Product: FXYD domain-containing ion transport regulator 3-like
Exons: 7
Coding region: 79-351 (90 amino acids)
Biological process (GO): regulation of sodium ion transmembrane transporter activity
Cellular component (GO): membrane
Molecular function (GO): sodium channel regulator activity
Source: RefSeq, a predicted model, not a curated record
UCCCUUGGCUCCGCCCCCCCCCCCCCCAGAGCAGAGGUCACAGGUCAGAGGUCGGGGUCGGAGGUCGGAGGUCGCAGCAUGGCCGGCGCCGCCCUGGGGGGGCUGCUGCUGCUCGCAGCUCUGCCCCCGGCCGCAGCCAACCCGCCCCCCCCCGAUGUCCCCAACCCCUUCUACUACGACUGGCACCGCCUCCGCGUGGGGGGGCUGGUGGUGGCCGCCGUCCUCUGCGUCCUCGGCGUCAUCGUCCUCUUCAGCAGCAAGUGCAAGUGCGGCAGCAAGGGCAGCCACCGCCACCGUCCCCCCCCGGAGAUGUCCCACCUCGUCACCGCAGGAGCCGCCAGCACCUGCUGAGGGAGGGGACACGAGUGUCCCCCCGUGUCCCCAACGCCGGGAGGGACCCAGGCGUCCGGGCCGGCCCCGGUGGGGGGACACAGAUUUGGGGGAUUUUGCCCCAAAAUUUAUUCAGAAAAGGGAAAUUGCUUUAAAAAAUGUUAAAAAACAGUAAA